Messenger RNA from Ochotona princeps (American pika), 2031 nucleotides. It is a transcript of the gene DEDD, whose product is annotated as death effector domain containing. Lineage: Eukaryota; Metazoa; Chordata; Mammalia; Lagomorpha; Ochotonidae. Bases 577 to 1533 code for a protein of 318 amino acids. The transcript is spliced from 6 exons. Gene Ontology annotation, molecular function: DNA binding; protein binding. Gene Ontology annotation, cellular component: nucleolus. Gene Ontology annotation, biological process: apoptotic process; regulation of apoptotic process; extrinsic apoptotic signaling pathway via death domain receptors. The record is from RefSeq and is a predicted model, not a curated record.
UCAUGCGUCACGCUGCUCGUCUCCCCUUCUUUGAAUGGGUCUCCAGGUCGCCACCCGCCAACUCUGGCGCCACCAGGGUUUCCUCAAGAAUGCUACUCUCACCCAAACCCCAACUACCGCCCCGAGGCUGCCGUCAGGAAAAACCUGCGUUGCCAGCUUGCCCCAAAGCAAGAUGGCUGCCAUUCUCUGUGCUCUUCUCCCGAAGUGAAGCUAUCCACUCCUCGCUUAAUGCCGCUGCCAGGCUGCCCUCAUCUAGUAUGGCUACUCCGGCUCAUGCCUCACUAUGGUCUCGAAGCCGCCGCCAACCGGCCAGGUUCCGGGAGGCGCUGUUCAGGAUGCAACCACCCCCGCCCGCUGUCCCCUCCCCCACGCCCGCGGUGGCGGCGGCGGCGGCUGGAUCCCGGAUGCGGCGCCGUGAGACGGGCCCGGGAGAGCGGCGCGGAUGGAUCCAACAUGGCGGCGCCGAGCCUGAGCCGAGAGAAGAGACCUGGGAAAUUAAGUUUCUUGAAGAGUACAGUGGGAAUUACAGCUGCUGAGCAGGGACUCUGGGAAGCAUUGCGUACCUGAGCCCCCAGCAUGGCGGGCCUAAAGCGGCGAGCAAGCCAGGUGUGGCCAGAAGAGCAUGGUGAGCAGGAACAUGGGCUGUAUAGCCUGCACCGCAUGUUUGACAUCGUGGGUACCCAUCUGACACACAGAGACGUGCGUGUGCUUUCCUUCCUCUUUGUUGAUGUCAUUGAUGACCACGAGCGUGGACUCAUCCGAAAUGGACGUGAUUUCUUAUUGGCACUGGAGCGCCAGGGCCGCUGUGAUGAGAGUAACUUUCGUCAGGUGCUGCAGCUGCUGCGCAUCAUCACUCGCCAUGACCUGCUGCCCUAUGUCACCCUCAAGAAGAGACGGGCUGUGUGCCCUGAUCUUGUAGACAAGUAUCUGGAAGAGACAUCAGUUCGCUAUGUGACCCCCAGAGCCCUCAGUGAUCCAGAACCGAGGCCUCCCCAGUCCCCUAAAACAGUGCCUCCCCACUAUCCUGUGGUGUGCUGCCCCACUUCGGGUCCUCAAAUGUGUAGCAAGCGGCCAGCCCGAGGGCGAGCCACACUUGGGAGCCAACGGAAACGCCGGAAGUCAGUGACACCAGAUCCCAAGGAAAAGCAGACAUGCGACAUCAGACUCCGAGUUCGGGCUGAAUACUGCCAGCAUGAGACUGCUCUACAGGGCAAUGUCUUCUCUAACAAGCAGGACCCACUGGAGCGCCAGUUUGAGCGCUUUAACCAGGCCAACACCAUCCUCAAGUCCCGGGACCUGGGCUCCAUCAUCUGUGACAUCAAGUUCUCUGAGCUCACCUACCUCGACGCAUUCUGGCGCGAUUAUAUCAAUGGCUCAUUACUAGAGGCACUUAAAGGUGUCUUUAUCACAGACUCCCUCAAGCAAGCUGUGGGUCAUGAAGCCAUCAAGCUGCUGGUGAAUGUGGAUGAGGAGGACUACGAGCUGGGCCGACAGAAACUCCUGAGGAACUUGAUGCUGCAAGCGUUGCCCUGACCGUCUCCCCACCUCUCACCUUGGUGGGGACUGUUCCCACCACCCACUUCUGGAGCUUACAUACUGAUCUGGGGUUCGUUCUCUACCCUUCCAACCAAUCACACCCCUGCCUUUUGUUUGUCAGGUUUUUUUUAAAAGGAAAAGACAAAGGAAAGUGGAAGUGGUGUUCCCCACCCUCCCUGCACCCACGUGCCUGGGCUUCCCCCAGUUUCCCAUUUCCACUUACCCUCUAAUGUGUCUCCACAGCCACCUUACCACUGAGCCGAAUGACAAAUGUAUAAGAAGCAAAGUCUAUAGAACAUAGUCUUUGUAAGGGAUUGAAGUGAACACUGCUUUUGGUUGCAUUGAGGGGUUCUCAAUACUUCUGGCUUUAUGAGGGCUCUUAAAUUUUGUCUGAAAAACCAAAGGGCUGUAAGGGAGCUACGUGGAAGGUGGGACUCUGAAGUGUAUUUUGGAAAUUAAUCACCUCCCUCUUCCAAAUUACAGAAUUUUUUUUUU